CUAUAUUCACUUUUCAAAACCUGCCCGCCAUCUUGCGUAUGUACGUUUAGGACAUGUAAACGUUUGUUUACGGAAUAUAGAUAUUGCGAAUAAUUAUUUAGUCUUUGGAUAUAGCAUUCUUCACUUCCGGAAACCCACCUUAAUAUAAAGGAUGGACUCUCGUUUUGCUCACCUGUACAAGCGGGACAGCAGUGUGUCUAUGAUCCGGCUGAAGAUGUCCAGACGUCGGUCUCAAUCUCAGAAAGAGAACCGAGAGAAGAUCCAAAACCUGCACAGGCACCUCGACCAGCUGCCGGAGAUCGAGCUCUCAAUGGAUGCGUCCAGCAUCAUGGCCACCCAAGACAAAGCACCCAAAACGAAUACAGCUAAUGAUGCAAAUGCUGCGGCUGAGGAGAGGAAAAAGAUGCUCGCUCGCUACAAAGAAAACAAGAUGUUGCAGAAAGAGAAGGAAAAGCGUGAGAAAGAAAAGAAAGGCGUGUUUAAGGUCGGCCUGUAUAAGCCUCAGCCGCUUGGGUAUCUGCCUUCCAACACUGCUGGACCAGGCAGAGGCAAGAUCACAGAAACUAACCAGUCCACACGAGUGACCCGCUCAAUGAUGCAAAAUCAAAAGCCUGCAGUAGAAAGACAUGCUGUUCCAAAGAAAGUUGAGACCGUAUCGACCACCAGGGCUCCAGCCAAGAACAAUUCCAAAGCUCUGACUACCACUAAAACCAGAGCAGCUACAGUUGAACCAUCUGUGAGAGCUCCAACCACACGAUCAGCUGCUAAAAUGACAUCGGUAGCUGUGGUUAAACCAGUUGCUGAUUCAAGGACUACAAAAACGAGAUCAACUGUUAAAUGUCCUGCAGUGCCCUCUUCUGGCAGAGGAAAAGCCAUACAAGGCAACACAAAGACAAAUGUUGAAAAUAAGCCAGCUGAGAAAAAGGACACUGCUGUUAAUUCUGUGGUUCCUGAAGAAGAGGAACCCAAAGCUGCUCCCCCCUCAUUUGCUCCUCAGGGAUUCGUGUUCCAGCCUCCUGUUGGUCUUAGUUCGUUUGAGCCUGCACCCCUCUCUCCACGUUCAGCCAGUGCCUUCCUCUCACCAAGCAUUCUUUCUGAAGCCAGCGUGGAGCCCACCUUCCCCUCUCCCCCAAAACCUGUUGACCCUGCUUCUUCACUCUCAUCCCCUCCACCUUCUCUGUCAACCCCUCCACCAGAUCUUCCCACAAACCCUCCCUCAGUUUCCUCACCUCCUCCUGCCCCAUCAUCCCCUUUGCCGUCCACCUCUGCAGCACCACCCCCUCCUUCAUCCCCCUUGGAGCCUCAGCAUGAUGUUGCCUAUUUUCAGGUGAGGGCAGCGAUGGCCAGCGAGACUGAGCGUUUGACUGGACUUUCUGAGCUGUGGGAAUCCCGAUUUGAUGAUGCCUCUAUCCCGGAAGAGAUGCGAGACCGGAUGCGCACGGCUGUAGGCCAAGCAAGACUGUUGAUGAAAGAGCGCUUCAGCCAGUUCAACGGGCUGGUGGAUGACUGCGACUUGGGGCGUGGAGAGAAAAUAACAACCUGUACUGACUUGCAGGGCUUCUGGGACAUGGUGUACUUUCAGGUGGAAGAUGUUAACAAGAAGUUUAAUGCCUUGAAAGAGGCGGAAGCAAAGGAUUGGAAUGAGGAAGUCAAGCCUGUUGCCAGAAAAAGAGUGGCCAAAAAGCCUCCUGCUGUAGGAGGGAAGGCCGGAGCAGGUGGAGGUGCCAGUGCUGCAGCAAAGAGUCGACUGGCUGCUGUGAAGGCUGCUAUGAGAGCCAAGCAGACUGAACAGAAAGCCGUUGAGAAAGACAACAUCCAGGAAGAUGCAGGCCCUGCCACCAUACUGCCUGCACAGACUGUGGUGUUCCAUGGAGGCUUCUUCCAAGUGGAAAGCCCAGUCAAGCCAUCAGGUUCUGUUAGACGAUCAUGUCGAAUCAGUACAGUUUCUUCCCCCUGUGGUUCUAAGUUCAGCACUCCAGGCAGGCAGUGCAGAUCUAAUGCAGUCUCUCAUGCAUCCCCUCUUCCCUGUGUGUCUGCCACACCUUCACGAAGUCGUCACCCCGAUGUAUUGCCUGUUUCCACCCCUCUACGUUCUGCUGAGCCCCUGCCACAAUCUCCCAGAGCUCCUCAGUUCAGUCCUGACCACAACCAAACCACACAUGUUUCGCCAGACACAGAGCCCUGCUCCAACAGCCAACCUCAUUAUGAUUUAAGCUCCACCUGUACCUCACACACCCAACCAGAUAUCAGUAACGGACCAGAAGACAGUCCAGUAGACCAAUCUCAUUGCUUACCCAGCCAGUCCGAGCACCUUGCUGAUUGUUCAGAACCUCAGCUUGAGGAAUGCGUGCCAGAGUAUAUGCUCAGUCCUUCCUCCCAAGAGGACCCACAAGAGGACAUGGUCUCUGAAGAGAGUUUGCCUGCCCCAACUGGAGCAGAUGCCACUCUAGAUACUCUUGCCCAGUGCUCAUCUCACACCUUUUCCACAGAAGCAGAACAAAAAGCCUGUGCACCUGCUUCCCCUAUCCUGAUGCUCUCCACACCAACCAAAGAUCUCAGCAUUUCUACAGAUCUCAGUAAUGAGGUCAUUUCAACCUUUAAUGGCUCUCCAACCAGUACAAAUGUUGAAAUGACUGGAAAUCAAGAAGAUGAGGGUGCUACUGAUUUGGACUUUGAGCGUUACCUGCAGCCAACAGCGAGAUACAGCAUGUCUCCGGGUCUUGCAGCAGAGAGGUUCUCCCUUGGAGUGGUGGAUGCUGAGAUGGAGAGUCCUGUGACUCCGGCAGAGGAGCGUCCUGUUGAUGUCUUGGCAACACCUACAGCUCUUCCCAGAUUGGUGUUCACACCCCGGACCAGUCAGAUGUCGGACAGUCUGCUGCUGUUCACCCCAGAGCAGAAGGAGAGAGUGAGACAGUCAGUGUGUGAACGUGACCUGAUCACAUUCACACCUCCCACAAACAAAUAAAAGCACAUCCACUCACUCUUUAAAUCUGGAUAGUUUUAUUUUAUUUUUUGCUUUGUUAAACUAGAUACCUUUGAUACUUGUUUAUCUGUUUGCUACUCACUUUUUGUACUUUAUAAUGAGCACAUUUACAUACAGCAAUAAUAUUUCUAUGCAGUUUUGACUUCAGAAAAUAUUGUUUUUUAUGGCUUUUAAAUGUCAAAAUUGUUGUGAAUGCCGAUUAAAAUCAUAAGAACAAAAA
Messenger RNA from Megalobrama amblycephala (Wuchang bream), 3203 nucleotides. RefSeq names its product discs, large (Drosophila) homolog-associated protein 5 (gene dlgap5). Gene Ontology annotation, cellular component: cytoplasm; nucleus; spindle pole centrosome. Gene Ontology annotation, biological process: regulation of mitotic cell cycle; centrosome localization; mitotic spindle organization. Lineage: Eukaryota; Metazoa; Chordata; Actinopteri; Cypriniformes; Xenocyprididae. Gene Ontology annotation, molecular function: microtubule binding. The record is from RefSeq and is a predicted model, not a curated record.